Messenger RNA from Suillus bovinus, 231 nucleotides. RefSeq lists its product as uncharacterized. The transcript has a single exon. The record is from RefSeq and is a predicted model, not a curated record. Lineage: Eukaryota; Fungi; Basidiomycota; Agaricomycetes; Boletales; Suillaceae. The coding region runs from base 1 to 231 and encodes 76 amino acids.
AUGAAUGGAGGGACCAUAAAUGGAAUCAGCAAUGUGCCAGUCAAAGCACUAGGCCGUGGAUCUGUAAAGAUAAAAACACGAGUCAAAGACAAACAAAUCAUUGUGCAAUUGAGAGAUGUACUGCAUGUACCAACAGCAGUGAAUAAUCUCAUAUCAAUAAGUCGACUCAAUGAGCAAGGGGGAAGAGCCCGAUUUGACAAUGGACAAGUCACAUUGCUCAAUCAGAACUGA